Messenger RNA from Symbiodinium pilosum, 786 nucleotides. Lineage: Eukaryota; Dinophyceae; Suessiales; Symbiodiniaceae. The record is from the annotation of a GenBank genome assembly.
AUGGGAGGAGAAGGCGGAUUUGGGAAAGGAGGCUUUGGAGACAAAGGGAAGGGCAAGGGCAAGAAGGGCAAGGGUAAGGGUAAGGGCAAGGGCAAGCAGGAGGAGAAGCAAUGGGUUCCGAUGACAAAGUUGGGACGCCUGGUUAACGACGGCAAGAUCAGCGUGCUUGAGGACAUCUACCUGCACUCCCUGCCGAUCAAGGAGCCCGAGAUCAUCGACCACUUCUACCCUCCUGGAAGCUUGAAGGAUGAAGUGCUGAAGAUCCACCCGGUGCAGAAGAUGACCUCCGCCGGUCAGACCAACAGAUUUGUGUGCUACGUGCUGGUGGGCGACACCAACGGCCACAUCGGUCUGGGGUCCAAGUGCGCGAAGGAGGUGGCCACCGCCAUCCGGGGCGGCAUCAUUGCUGCAAAGCUGAACCUGAUCCCCGUCCGACGAGGUUUCUGGGGGAACAGAAUCGGCUUGCCCCACACUGUGCCCAUGAAAGUGCACGGAAAGUGCGGCUCAGUGCGAGCGCGCCUGAUCCCUGCCCCUCGAGGCUCCGGCAUUGUAGGCUCCCCAGUGAUGAAGAAGAUGAUGGCUUUCGCCGGCAUCUCUGAUUGCUUCACCUGCUCCUGCGGGCACACUAGGACAACAGCGAACUUUGCCAAAGCCACGUUUGAGGCUCUGAAGGCGACCUACGGGUACCUGACCCCGGACCUGUGGACAGCCACUCGCUUCACGAACUCACCCUUCCAGGAGUUCACGGACUACCUGGCCCAGUCCAAGAAGGCGGUGAGCUACUGA